AAAGUUUCAAGCCUCAACCUUCUAACGCAGAAGAAAACACUUCUUCUCCUCUCCUCAUCCCUUUCUCUCUUUCUUUCUAGAAUCUUCGAAUAUUCUUUUCACUUUUCCACACAACUCACUGAGUCACAACAACUUGUCAUGGAAUCUAAACCCUCAAACACUAUUAAGAUUCUCUAUAGCUACGGUGGCAAGAUCCGCCUUCGCUCCACCGACGGUGAACUCCGUUACGUCGGCGGUCACACCAGAGUCCUCGCCGUCGAUCGUUCCAUUUCAUUCUCAGAAUUGAUGGUGAAGCUUGAAGAAUUGUGCGGUUCAUCUGUGACUUUACGGUGUCAAUUACCAAACGGAGAUUUAGAAACGUUGAUUUCCAUCACCAACGAUGAAGAUUUAACCAACAUAAUCGACGAAUACGAACGUGCCUCGUUGAAACUAACUCAUCCGUUGAAGAUCAAAGCAAUUCUUUCGCAGCCGAAAUCGAGUUUGAAAGUUUCACCUGAUCUAUCAUCUUCAUCGUCAAAUGCCAGUUUGUCUCCGGCCAGAUCACCUCAUACCUCCGCUGAAUCGCUACCGUAUGCGGUGGCGUAUCGGAUCGGACGUCACAGCCGCUCGCCGAGAGCUCCGGUAGGGUAUUCGAUCGGCGGCGUUCGGAAUGGAUCUGCGAAAGCUUGUUGCUAUAUGGGCCAGUUACAGGGAAGCCCGAGAAGCCCAAGGCCUGUGUAUUAUGGGCCUCGUUUCAAUAAUUACUGCCAUUAAGGACUUAGACCAUAUUUUAUUUUAUAAAUUAAUUACAUAUAAUUGCAGUAAAUACGUGGAACCAAAUUCGAAGCUGAAUCAGUAUAUGAAUGAGAAAAAAAACAUUCAACGAAGAACAAAAAAAAGUUGAAUUUGAGUGAAAUUUUAUAAAUUUUCAGACGUGGUUGAGGUUCUAUUUUUUUUGGACAUGGACUUGUUUUUUUUUUUUUUUGUGAAAUUUAGGUUUCCGUUAGCCACCGUCUGAUUUGGACAUAAUUUUUGUGACGUGUCAUAUGCGUGUCGCUUUUGAUGGUUAAGAUUCCGUUUGCCAAAGUCAGUCUUCGUUUUUGCGUGAGAUUCGUUCAAUUCAUUCACAUUUAGCGUGACGUGAUUAUAUGGUUUAACUGGUAUUCUUUUUAUUUUGCAAAGAUUUUUUUUUGAGGAAUUAUUUUGCAAAGAUUAUUCGUUUGUUGAAAAAUGGGAUUAUUCUUUUUGAUUUGUAUAAUUGUUGAAUUAAUCCUUAUGCGUAAAUGCGUGAUUUAAUGGUGUAUUGUUUUUCUUCCAAUUUGCAGGUCAAUAAUAGGAGGAUGGAGACACGGUACCGUAAAGGUGUGGGAUUUGGGAAGAGGACAAAAUGUUUGAACCUUCUUGAAGAUUGGAAGGGGUACUAAUGACGUCGUGGAAUAUAGAACUUUGAAUAGAUAUUAUAUAAAAAUAACUCGACUAAUAUAAAUUUAUCAACAUUUGGCAAAAAAAAAAAUCAUCAACAAUUUGUCAAAAAUUAAAUAAAUUUCUUAAAAAAAUAAAUAAAUAAUUUAUCAACAAAAAAAACUUUAACAUAUUAAUGUGGAGAGUGACGACCAGCUAAGAAGGAGAAAAAGAAUACGGACCCACCAAAAAAAA
This is a messenger RNA of Medicago truncatula (barrel medic), 1635 nucleotides long. RefSeq lists its product as uncharacterized. Gene Ontology annotation, molecular function: protein binding. The transcript has 2 exons. The record is from RefSeq and is a predicted model, not a curated record. Bases 139 to 753 code for a protein of 204 amino acids. Lineage: Eukaryota; Viridiplantae; Streptophyta; Magnoliopsida; Fabales; Fabaceae.